AUUAAAAUCUUAGUAGUAGGCAGAAUACUUCAGUUUGGCCUUGCUUAUUUUCUUUGGCCAAACACUGACUUUGACAGAGGAUUAAUUGAAGGAUAGACACAUCUUACACUGAAUUUUAAACCUUCUGGAUUGUUUUCUUGGAUCUCCAAAUCUAAAGAUAUAAGACCAACAGAAACAGCUAUAAAGACCUGAAGGUAGUCUUUUCUUCGAAGAUGGAAAACAGUACCACUACCAUUUCUCGGGAAGAGCUGGAAGAGCUACAGGAAGCAUUUAAUAAAAUAGAUAUUGACAACAGUGGGUAUGUUAGUGACUAUGAACUACAGGACCUGUUUAAGGAAGCAAGCCUUCCUCUGCCUGGCUACAAGGUGCGCGAGAUUGUGGAGAAAAUUCUAUCAGUGGCUGACAACAACAAAGAUGGCAAAAUCAGUUUUGAAGAGUUUGUGUCACUGAUGCAAGAGUUAAAAAGCAAAGACAUCAGUAAGACGUUCCGCAAAAUAAUUAACAAGAGGGAAGGGAUUACUGCUAUUGGAGGAACAUCAUCCAUUUCCAGUGAGGGCACACAGCAUUCUUAUUCAGAGGAAGAAAAAGUGGCUUUUGUUAACUGGAUAAACAAAGCUCUGGAGGAUGACCCUGACUGUAAACAUCUCCUACCCAUGAAUCCUCAUGAUGGCAGUCUUUUCAAAUCACUUGCGGAUGGCAUCCUUCUUUGCAAGAUGAUCAACUUAUCUGAACCAGAUACAAUUGAUGAAAGAGCCAUUAAUAAGAAAAAGCUCACCCAUUUCACUAUUUCUGAAAAUUUAAACCUGGCCUUGAAUUCUGCCUCAGCCAUUGGUUGCACAGUGGUCAACAUUGGUGCACAGGAUCUCAAAGAAGGAAAACCUCACCUGGUCUUGGGACUUCUCUGGCAGAUCAUCAAAGUUGGUCUUUUUGCUGAUAUUGAGAUUUCCAGGAAUGAAGCUCUAAUUGCAUUACUAAAUGAGGGUGAGGAUCUAGAAGAGCUGAUGAAGCUUUCUCCAGAGGAAUUAUUGCUGCGAUGGGUGAACUACCAUCUGACCAAUGCAGGAUGGCGUACCAUCAACAACUUCAGCAGCGACAUUAAGGAUUCAAGAGCCUAUUUUCAUCUGCUUAAUCAGAUUGCACCUAAAGGUGACCGGGAUGAUGGACCUGCCAUUACUAUUGAUCUUUCAGGAUUUAAUGAGAAAAAUGACCUGAAGCGUGCUGGAUUCAUGCUUCAAGAAGCAGAUAAACUGGGCUGCAGACAGUUUGUUACUCCUGCAGAUGUGGUUUCAGGCAAUCCUAAACUUAAUUUAGCUUUUGUAGCUAAUCUGUUUAACACAUACCCAUGCCUCCAUAAGCCCGAUAAUAAUGACAUCGAUAUGAAUUUAUUGGAAGGAGAGAGCAAGGAAGAGAGGACAUUUCGGAACUGGAUGAAUUCCUUGGGGGUCAACCCAUAUAUUAAUCAUUUGUACAGUGACCUUGCAGAUGCUUUAGUGAUCUUUCAGCUCUAUGAAAUGAUCCGUGUGCCAGUCGACUGGAGCCAUGUCAACAAACCUCCUUAUCCUGCUCUUGGAGGGAACAUGAAGAAGAUCGAAAACUGUAACUAUGCAGUGGAGCUUGGGAAGAAUAAGGCUAAAUUCUCCUUGGUUGGCAUUGCUGGGCAGGACCUAAAUGAAGGGAAUGCAACACUUACUCUGGCAUUGGUAUGGCAGCUGAUGAGAAGGUACACAUUGAAUGUGUUGUCAGAUCUUGGAGAAGGUGAAAAAGUAAAUGAUGAAAUUAUUAUUAAAUGGGUCAAUCAGACGCUUAAAAGUGCAAAAAAACAUACUUCUAUUUCCAGCUUCAAGGACAAAUCUAUCAGCACAAGCUUACCUGUCCUAGACUUAAUAGAUGCCAUCGCACCAAAUGCAGUUCGUCAAGAAAUGAUCAAGAGAGAAGACUUAUCUGAAGAGGACAAGCUAAACAAUGCUAAAUACGCCAUUUCAGUUGCUCGAAAGAUUGGUGCCCGGAUAUAUGCCUUACCUGAUGACCUCGUAGAAGUGAAACCAAAGAUGGUUAUGACUGUGUUUGCAUGCUUAAUGGGAAAAGGACUGAAUAGAAUAAAAUAAUGAGAAACAUUUAAUAUGAUUUUCUGCCACAUUAAACACACUGAAUGCCUCACAGUUUACAGAUUUCUGAAAUGUAGUGGGUAUAAAACCAGAGAUUAUUUGUAUGCUUAAAAUAGUUGUAUAAUUCAUUAAUGAAUUAAAUAUCUUGUUUCUACUGGUUAGAAUCUGUCAACCUUUUUGGAUAACACAGUUAAUUUACCAGUAGAUACUGAUAUGUUCAUUAUCAAGUCGAUAUUUCAUAAUUAAAUUAUUUUCAUUUCCUGAAAGUCUUAUUAAAAGCAAGACUAAUUCAUUGUUUUUCAUGGUUCAAAAAGAUCAAUACAAAAAUUUUUUGCAGGU
Molecule: messenger RNA, 2444 nt
Organism: Acinonyx jubatus (cheetah)
Lineage: Eukaryota; Metazoa; Chordata; Mammalia; Carnivora; Felidae
Gene: PLS1
Product: plastin 1
Exons: 16
Coding region: 213-2105 (630 amino acids)
Biological process (GO): actin filament network formation; actin filament bundle assembly
Cellular component (GO): actin filament bundle; cytoplasm; actin filament
Molecular function (GO): actin filament binding; calcium ion binding
Source: RefSeq, a predicted model, not a curated record